This is a messenger RNA of Aspergillus viridinutans, 1053 nucleotides long. RefSeq names its product putative transcriptional regulator. The record is from RefSeq and is a predicted model, not a curated record. Gene Ontology annotation, cellular component: nucleus. NCBI's taxonomy places the organism in Eukaryota, Fungi, Ascomycota, Eurotiomycetes, Eurotiales, Aspergillaceae. Bases 1 to 1053 code for a protein of 350 amino acids. The transcript has 2 exons.
AUGGCACCUCGAUAUGCCGUGUCCGAGUCUGACGACGAUUCCGACUCGAAUCAACUAGCGGCAGCUUCAAAACCUUCCGAUGAAGCUCUCGAAAAAGCGCUACGCGACGCGGUCGCCAAGAUCUACCGGUCUGCAAAAAUGGAGGAAUUGACUGUCAAGAGAGUGCGAUUGGCGGCAGAGAGGGCACUUGGGUUAGAGGAAGGGUUCUUCAAGGGGGAUAGUGCGUGGAAAUCGAAAAGUGAUCUGAUCAUCAAGGACGAAGUGGAGGUGCAAAACAGGCUCGCGCAAGAACCGGCACAGGAGGAAGACGAAGAAGAAGAUAUUCCCUUGUCUCCUGAAAAGACCGCGAAACCUUCCAAACGCGCAAAACCUACAAGUACCCCUACGUCAAGGAAACGCAAAAAGAAGGAAACUCCAGAGCCGAAGGUCUCAGACGACGAGCAAACCGGAGCGCCCAGCGACAGCGAGGACGAGGUCAAGGACCGUACCGGAAGACAGUCAAAAACCAAAUCAGAACGCGCCGACUCGGCUGAUGCAGCCGAGGAAGCUGCCGAUACUGAGAAGGCCGAUUCGGAAAGUGAAAUGUCGGUUGUCCUCGAUGAGGAACCCAAACCCAGCCGCAAACGAGGGAGAAGCUCAGAGAGCACGUCGGCGAAAGGGAAAAAGAAGGCCCCUGCCAAACCAAAGGAGGCUGGUCUUGAUCCCAACGAAGCCGAAAUCAAGCGGUUGCAAGGAUGGCUGGUCAAAUGUGGAAUCCGCAAGGUGUGGUCUCGAGAGCUGGCUCCGUUUGAUACACCGAAAGCGAAAAUUAAGCAUCUCAAGGACAUGCUGAAGGAUGCGGGAAUGGACGGGCGCUACUCACUAGAGAAGGCCAAACAAAUCAAAGAGAAACGAGAGUUUGAAGCAGACCUCGCCAUGAUCAAAGAGGGUGAAAGGCACUGGGGCCGGGGGAGUGUGGAGGAGGAAAGUGACAGCAAUCUACCUCGACGGAGACUCAAUCGCGGUAGACAAACUCUGGCCUUCUUGGAAAGCGAAGGGGAAGAGACCGAUUGA